Molecule: messenger RNA, 5121 nt
Organism: Zalophus californianus (California sea lion)
Lineage: Eukaryota; Metazoa; Chordata; Mammalia; Carnivora; Otariidae
Gene: C14H18orf63
Product: chromosome 14 C18orf63 homolog
Exons: 14
Coding region: 98-2149 (683 amino acids)
Source: RefSeq, a predicted model, not a curated record
GCGGCAGGGGAGGAGCGCGGACCCUCAGAGCAGAGGGCGAACGUCCCUUGGGAGACACCCGGGCCUGAUAGCGGAGACAUUCAGUCAACAGGAAAAUAUGAAUGAUUCUAGGCAGCAAUCACUGUUCUUCAUCACACCUCCAGAUUUACACAAACUCUGUGCUGUCAGGAUAAUAUUGAGUAAUGAGGUGGCAGAUACUGAGAUUAGAAGUAUACAGAUGAAGAUGUGCAGGCAAUUGCUGUAUUUGCACCAAGAUAUUCUUACAUCACCUGUGCCUGGAAUAUUAAGCCAAAUUUGGGUAGUGAUGGCGAUACCAUUUUAUAAAGCUGGAAAACUUAAUGCCUAUAUUGAAAAAUAUGGAGCUAAGGUAGCGGCUCCACAAAGAGUAAUUCCUGUAAUUCUUCAAAACUGCCUAUCAUAUUCACUCACAGCUAAACUUGCUCCAGCCUGGAAUAAAACUGGCCAUCUCUUGGUGCAAGGGAGAGAAUUUCUUUCUCAGAUGGGAAAGCAAAGUGCUGUUGUAUUAGACAUCAGCGUAACCGAAACUCAAGUUUGUCUAAGUAUAGAAGCUUACACAAUCAGACUGCCAUUACCUGAGCUAAGAGAAUUUGGUAUUUCUCAGAGUAUUAUAAAGGAUUUUGAUACCGACAAGAAUGCUGUCAUUGAAGGACAUUCAAUUUUAAGCAACUGGUGCUACGUUUUGCCAAGUAUGAAAAGGGGACAAAUAAUAAGUAUUCUUCACACCACACCCCCUGACUGUCCUUUUCACUCAUAUGAAGAUUUCCAGAUGCACUGGAAUGACCUGUAUGGCUAUAAACUUCCAGAAGAUUGUGGAAAUACUAAAAUAUACUGCAGCAUCUACUUUAAAAUGAUAAGAGGAAAGAUCUUCACAUAUCCUCUCAGCUGCAUCAGAAGUCAGCCCAUACAGUUCUUUCCAAGGGUAGAUUUGGAAGGUGUGUUGAAAAGUUUCAUUUCAGACUUAAAAUCUAAACUGCCUCAUAUCUGUGGCUUUCCCAUAAAGAUGACAACUAAACCAUGCUACUACACACAAGAACUGAUGAAACCUCAUGUACAGGAAAACAAAGUCAAGGCACCUAAUCUGACCACUAAACAAAUGUUCAAGUUCCCUCUGACUCAGGCGUCUUUCACACGACCUGCUCUGGCUGAGCGUCUUCUACCGUGUUCAGUAGUCAUGGACCACAAGGUGGAGCAUUCAGGCAGCCAUCUGAAGAAGCCCUGGGUGUCCUCAACUCUGCACCUCCAGCAAGAAGCUGUCCAGAACAGAAAGAAAUCCGUGUCUGACAAGGCACCCCAAGUACAUUUGGAAGUACCAGAGCCCAACAGAGAAAAGAUUCAAGUUCAAAGCACAAAUUUUAGUUCCCAGAAUAAUAUUGCUCCUCAAUUCAUACCAGUUUUCAAAAAUCAGUCAUUACAAAUGAACAAAAAUAUCUUAGAACCUGGCAACCUGAAAAGAAAACAGCAUGUUGUUACAGAAUCUAAAUUGUUUUCACUUAAAACUAGCAUGAUGCAAAAUGACAAACUGAAUUUAGAUCCAGCUAUGAGAAAAAGACUUAAUCAUAACAUUCAGAUGAAUGCUAGAAAUUUAAAUCGGAAGACUUCUAGACUACAAGAAAAAAACACUGGGUCCUGUGAAAAUAUGAUAAAAUAUCCCCCUUCUAAUGGAGAAUCAUCAACUGUGAGUUUAAAUGAAAGUAAACACCUGUUUAAUAGUUUAGCAUUUCAGAUGUCAAAUAACAGUUUAGGUGUAACAAACAGUGCUGUUGACUUCCAAGUGAAUGAAAAAGAACAUUUAACAAGCAAAUAUAUAACACAAAUUUUAGGAAAAGGCCACAAGUCACUAAAAAUAAAAAAACAACCGCACAUUUUUGAAUCAGACACAGAAACGGAAGAUCCCCAACUACUACAGCAACAAUCAAUAAAUCAAACUAUGAAAGUUGAUAUAAAUGACCACAAAUUGGUAAGCAAAACAGCCCACAGGUCUAAAAGAAAAUUGUGUCAGGAAUCUUCAAAAACUUCAAAGAGACCUCAUUCCAAUACUAUCCAUUAUGGACAGUCCAGUUUCUCUAGGAACAAGGUACAUGAUGUGGCCAAAUCAAAAGCUCAGAAAUCUCUCAUCCCUAAAGCUUAGAACAUGGAUGUGAAGGAAGGAAAUGUCCACCAGAGAUAACCACUCUGAAUAUGGAUGGACAUUCACACACUCCUAUGAGCAUGGAACCAGGCUCCAUACACUGCUGGGGAACUUCCUUUAUCACUUCACAAUUGUUAUUUUCAUGGGUGCAUAGUAUUUAUUCCAUGGCUUGUGAGUAUAUUAUAUUAACUGUCACUACUGAUUGACACUUAAGUUUUGUUCCCAACUUUUCACUGUGGCAACAAUAUUUUACAAAUGGUUUUGAACAGAUAUUUUUAAAAUAUCCAAGUGUAUAGUAGUUUUGUUAGUUGAAAAUACCUUUAUUUUGCCCUGUUUUUAUGGAGAUUUCUUUGAAUAUAUUAUUUUAAUUAUUGAAUAUUUCAAGCUUUACAACCUAUAGACAAUAGUGUAAAGAUCCUCUAAGUAGCCAUCACCCAGCUUUAACAAUUAAUAUUUUACCACUCUAUUUCACUUAUUUCUCACAGAUCCAUUUUUUUACUACACUAUUUAAGACAAAUUCAGUACAUCAGACAGUUCACCCAUAAACACUUUACUAUAGCUCUCUACCAGACGAGGGAUGGCGUAUUUAAAGAAAAAAAGAAUAUGUGUAUGUAUAUAUUACAUUUUUGGCCUAUCUACAGUAUCUUUACUAACUCACUAAAUUUUACUUUAACAUGUAAACUGACAGAAAGCCCUCAGUAAACAUAAAACCUAUUUUACAGAACAGCUAGAGCCUUCAGUCAUACAACCAAAAUAAUGGCGUGAAGAUUUAUUUAUUCAGCAUACGUAUGUGCUCUGCGCCAGGCAGUGGACCAAGCACUGUGCUAGUGAAAUAACAAAACUGCCAUUGGCUAUGUAGUCUAGCCUCUAGCCAACCCAUUCUGGGUUCCUAGCAAAGAUGGAGAAGUGCAUGUGCAGUGAAGCAAAUGCAACGAUGACGUUUUGGUCUAUAUUACAAAUAAAUUAUUGAGCUUAUAAAAGGGAGAAACAGAAAUAGAGUUUCUCACCUAAUUAGUAUUAUUCUGGCUUUCAAACAUUUUAGAUGUUUAAUUUGCAAAAUGUGAUAUAAUUGUUGUGUAAGAUAUUUAAAAGAAAUACAAAAUCCUCAUUAAUAUUCUACUGAAAUAAUUCUUCAUUAAAUUUUUAAAAACCCAGCAGAGAGCUGAGUGUAAGUUGAACCUUGAUUUUUUUUAAUGUGAUUCACUGUUUUUGCUACUUCACUAAAUCAUUGCAAUUAAAGGCAAAAGUGAAUACAAACUCUGCUUCAAAACUGUAAAUACAAUUCUUGCUCUUGAAGUUGUACCUGGUUGAUUAAUUUACUGUGUUUCCUUUUUCCCAGAGUAUUUCUAUUUUGAAACAUUGUGUCAUUUUCAGAGGGAAACACAGCUGGUUUAAAGCCCAUUUUGAGUGGGUCUUGUGCAUUCUAAAACUGGUAUGAUAGAUAACUAGUAGACUGCGAUAAAAAAAAUGGCAUGUCAUUGUGUUUGUGAGGCUGUGGUGACAAUAUUUGUUAAUGAAAAUACUAUGAAUAUUUUCAUUAACAUAUUCUGUGAAUAUAGGAUAUAUAUUUGGUCACUCAAUCAUUACAACAUGUACUUCCUUGAAACCAGUCUUUCCCUCUGCUCCAUGCAUUCCUAGCUGCCUUCCUGCUACUGUCCUCAUGCUUUAGGUAAUAAAAGACUUACUUUAUUAUAAGACUAUGCAAAAUAAUUAAAAAGAUAAAUCCACUGCUUAGUGUGUAGUAUCUUCCACCUCUUUAUAUAAAUAACCUUGCUAGCUCCUCCUCUACUCCAUUGUGUCUAAAGCUAAUUUAUAGGAUAGUAUUUCAUUUAGAUAAAUGUUAAUCUACAUGGCAAAGCCUGUUUAUGUUAGGAUCAGUCUAUUUUCUGGUGUAAAGUAGGUUUCUUUUUCUACUUACAAUAUUUAUCUUAAUGAAAACUUAACACACAAAAUAUAUGUAACGUGUAUAUUUGAUAUAUAUGUACAUAUACGUAUGUACAUAUUAUAUAUAUGUGUAUAUAUAUGAUUUACUAUAGAGAUACAUGAACAGAUUGAUUAUUUACUAUUUCAUAUUCAGAGAAGAGGUUCCAGGCCAAAUUGCUGUGCUCAGACUCACUGAAAAAAUUAAUGAAAAUUUUGGUUCAUUUUAAAGAUUAUUAAUUUUGAAAGCCAGGAUAAUUCCAAAUCUAAUAGGGAAAACUAAAUUGCACUUCCUUGUUUAAGUUUUUGUUGAUUUAUAUGCAUUGUGGACACCACCCCACCCUGCCCUCAAAUCAUUCUUCAUAUUCCAAUUGUAUGUUAGUUUUAGAACCAUUACAGUUUUAAACCAUAAAUAAUUUUAUGUUUGCCUAUAUGCAGAACCUUAAAAUAUUAGCCAUUUCAUUUAAAAACCUAUGGCAAUAUGCCAGAAUUUAUGUUAAGAAUCAUCUUUAUAGAAAUGUAAACAUGUUUUUCAUGUGCUAUUUGUAUUUUCAAUUUCACAGUAUUUUUUGCUUACUAUAUUUGAAUUUUUCUAUUUAUUUUUUUUAUAUAUUACUAAAAUUAUAUUACACAUUAUAUAUUAUUUUCUUUGUAUUUGUUGCUUACCAUAUCAAAUAGGUAAAAUAUAUGGGUUUGUCAAUGAUUAUUAACCAGUUCACUAGCCAGUUUUUGCUCUCUUUUUCAAAUUGCACAUCCCAUCUGGUGUUAAUGCUGGAAUUGACAAUAUAUUGUAUUUACUGAUACUUAAGAAUGGUCGGUAUUUAUAACUGUUUAAAGAUGUCAUGGUAAUUAUUUAUUGGUGCUUAAAAUGUCCAUGUUGUAUCCUACAUAGUGUCUUAUUUUAAAUAAGAAAAUAAAGGUAUUCAGAUAGGUGUAUUUUCAUGUUUUGGAGAGACUACACAGAGGAAUAGAAAGGCUUGGAUAAAUUCCAAACACUUUUACAUUUAUGGUUCCAUUUCUUCACAUGCAUUUGCUGCUGGAGCCAUGUAAAC